AUGAAGCCUCCGGCCUACGACAACGACGACGACCAACUGCAGGAGCAGGACGCCGCCGUCGGGCCGUCGGUGGAACAGGUGUUCGAGGGGGAGCCGGUGCCGACGCCGUCGGAGAUGUUCACGGCGCGGUCGGUGGCCGUGGGCGUCAUGCUGGGUCUGAAGACCAGGGCGAUUACAGUAGUCGUUCUAGUUACAACUGACAGUCCUAGUCUUAUGCUAGCUAACAGAACUCUGAAGACUCGGCUGCUGACACUGGGCACCACGCUCAGCGUCGUGGCCAUCAAGCUGAGCCUCACCUCGGGUUACAUGCCGUUCCUCACCAUCCCUGCGGGGCUCCUGGGCUUCUUCCUCUCCCGCAUGUGGACGCGCCUGCUGGACGGCUGCGAGGUGCCGCAGCUCCCCUUCACCCGCCAGGAGAACACCGUGAUCCAGACCUUCGUCGUCGCCUGCUCCAACAUCGCCUACAGCGGUGGCUUCGGGUCCUACCUCCUGGCGAUGAGCGGGAAAGCGGCCGAGGGCGGUGCCGCCUACGGCGGCACCAAGAACGUCGACGAGCCCCGCAUCGGCCGGCUGGUUGCGUUCCUCUUCCUCACCAGCUUCGUCGGCAUAUUCGCUAUCAUUCCCUUCAGGAACAGCCUCGUCAUCCGGCACCACCUCACGUUCCCGACGGCGAGCACCGCCACGGCGCACCUCAUCAACAGCAUGCACACGCCCUGUUCGUUUGGCUGAUAAGACAUGACUGAAAGUUCUGUUGACUGAUUUAUUGUGAGAGAAAAAUAUUGUUCGUUGGUUGAAAAAGUAUGGCUUAUAAGCCAUGCGAACAAGGCGAAACGCAAGCAAUGCGUCUCACAAAAUCCCCCCUUCUUUUUCCACGCUACUAUAUAUAGCAAGCAGGUCUCGGUCAUGUUCAAAACCUUCGCCGGAACCGUGGGCUGGCAGCUCUGGCAGUGGUUCUUCGCCGGCGGCGAGGGCUGCGGCUUCCAGUCGUUCCCAAUCUUUGGCCUUACAGCAGCUGAACGUGGGUUCUACUUCGACUUCUCGAUGACCAACAUCGGCGUGGGGCUGUUAAGCCCGUGCACGAUCACCAUCUCCAUGCUCGUGGGGUCCGUGAUAUCAUACGGGAUCCUGUUGCCGUACAUCGAGUUCAUGCAGGGCAUCAUCGGGAUAUCCAUGGUCCUCGCCGACGGCGCCUUCCACCUGCUCUGCCUCCUGCUCCGGACGCUCCGCGCGAUGCGCAAGCGGCGGCACUCCCAGCUGGCCACGCAGCCGUUCAUGUGCCUCGGCGUGGACGACCGGCCGCCGGCGCGGAGCUUCGACGAUCGACCGGCGGCGGGCGCAGCCGCCGUCGGCUACGUCGCUCUGUCGGUCGUCUCCAUCGCCGUCGUACCCUACCUCUACCCGCAGCUGAGGCCCGCGCACGUGGCCAUCGCCUACCUCGUCGUGCCGCUGUUCACGUUCUGCAGCGCGUACGGCGUCGGCGUGACGGACGUGAGCGUGGCGUCCACGUACGGCAGGAUCGCCCUGUUCCUCCUCGGCUCGUGGGUGGGGCUCGAGAACGGCGGCGUUGUCGCCGGGCUCGCCGUGGGCAUCAUCGUCAUGUCCGCCGCCUCCACCGCCAGCGACCUCAUGCAGGUGUUCAGGACGGGCUACCUCACCCUCACCUCGCCGCACGCCGUGCUCAUCAGCCAGGUCGCGGGGACGGCGCUCGGCUGCCUGGUCAACCCGAUCAUCUUCUGGAUGCUGUACGGGGGGUACCACGACUGGGGCGAGGUCGUCGUUCCCCCGUACGCCAAGAUGUACCGUGAAAUGGUCAUGAUCGCCAUGUCUGACCAUGCCGGGUUUCCCAGGCAGAGCCUGCUGCUCUGCAAGAUCGCCUUCGCCGUGGCGCUGGCCAACAGCGUGCUCCGCGAGGUGUCCGCGCGGAGGGGGUGGCGCGUCGGGCGGUACCUCCCGUGCACCAUCGCCGUGGCAGUCGGGUUCUUCGUGCCGCCCAGGAUACCCAGCGGCAUGUUCUUUGGGAGCGUCGUCAUGUACCUGUGGAGGAGGCUCGACGCCGACGGCGCGCGCGCGCAGUCCAUGGCGGUGGCCGCCGGACUCAUCUGCGGGGACGCUGUCGGGGCGCUGCUGCAGUCCAUGCUCGCGAUGCUCAAGGCGCGCCCACCGAUCUGCAUCAUAUUCGUGUCUCGAAGCGAAACAAGAACCUGGAUGCUUACCUGGCGGCAUCACCCACGUCGUCCUAGUCUAGGGCUGGUCGUGUUCUUGUGUACUGUAUAUUAA
This is a messenger RNA of Miscanthus lutarioriparius, 2277 nucleotides long. The record is from the annotation of a GenBank genome assembly. Lineage: Eukaryota; Viridiplantae; Streptophyta; Magnoliopsida; Poales; Poaceae.